Messenger RNA from Choloepus didactylus (southern two-toed sloth), 2343 nucleotides. RefSeq names its product carboxypeptidase A5 (gene CPA5). The transcript is spliced from 11 exons. Gene Ontology annotation, molecular function: metallocarboxypeptidase activity; zinc ion binding. The record is from RefSeq and is a predicted model, not a curated record. Bases 69 to 1565 code for a protein of 498 amino acids. Gene Ontology annotation, biological process: proteolysis. Lineage: Eukaryota; Metazoa; Chordata; Mammalia; Pilosa; Megalonychidae.
CCUGAGUGAGAGGAAAGCCUUUGAAGCUCGCCUGGAGGAAGAAGCCUGCAGGGCAUCCCGGAGGAGGGAUGGGUCCCGGGCUGUCCCCUGUGGAUGUGCGGACUCUCCUGGUCUGCAGCUUUAUCCUGGCAGCAGCUUUGGGCCAGAUGAAUUUCACAGGAGACCAGGUUCUUCGAGUCCUGGCCAAAGACGAGAGGCAGCUCUCCCUUCUCAGGGACCUGGAGGGCCUGAAGCCCCAGAAGGUGGACUUCUGGCGCAGCCCAGCCAGGCCUAGCCUCCCUGUGGACAUGAGAAUUCCUUUCUCUGAACUGAAAAAUGUCAAAGCUUAUUUGGAGUCUCAUGGGCUUGCCUACAGUGUCAUGAUAAAAGACAUCCAGGUGCUGCUAGAUGAGGAGAGAGAAGCCAUGGCAAAAUCCCGCCGGCGGGAGCGUAGCACCAGUAGCUUCAGUUAUUCCUCUUACCACACCCUGGAGGAGAUUUAUAGCUGGAUGGACAGCUUUGUAGCUGAACAUUCGGAUAUUGUCUCAAAAAUUCAGAUUGGCUACAGCUUUGAAAAUCGGUCCAUUCUUGUCCUGAAGUUCAGCACUGGAGGUUUUCAGCUCCCAGCCAUCUGGAUUGACACUGGAAUUCACGCCCGGGAGUGGAUCACCCAUGCCACUGGCAUUUGGAUGGCCAGGGAGAUUGUCAGUAAAUACGGCAAAGACCGCAUCCUGACAGAUAUACUGAAUGACAUGGACAUCUUCUUGGAGAUUGUCACCAACCCUGAUGGGUUUGCUUUUACACACAGUAUGAACCGCUUAUGGCGGAAGAACAAGUCCACCAGACCUGGAAUCUUCUGCAUUGGCGUGGAUCUCAACAGGAACUGGAAGUCAGGUUUUGGAGGCAAUGGUUCUAACAGCAACCCCUGCUCAGAGACUUAUCACGGGCCUGCUCCUCAGUCAGAGCCAGAGGUGGCCGCUAUUGUGAACUUCAUCAGAGACCAUGGGAACAUCAAGGCCCUGAUUUCCAUUCACAGCUACUCCCAGAUGCUCAUGUACCCAUACGGCCACACCCUGGAGCCUGUUUCAAACAAUGAGGAGUUGUUCAGACUUGCCAAGGAUGCAGUGAAGGCCCUGUACGAGGUCCACGGGAUCGAAUACAUUUAUGGCAGCAUCAGCACCACCCUCUACUUGGCCAGUGGGAUCACUGUUGACUGGGCCUACGACAGUGGCAUCAAGUAUGCCUUCAGCUUUGAGCUCCGGGAUACCGGGCACUACGGCUUCCUCCUGCCGGCCGCCCAGAUCAUCCCCACGGCCGAGGAGACGUGGAUGGCGAUUCAGACCAUCAUGGAGCACACUUACAAGAACCCCUAUGAGCAACACAAUCCCGGCGCAGAGCAGAAGGAUUUUGUCUCCUCCACCAAGGCCAGGGGUGGGACUUCUCCUCAAACCCAAACUCUGCGUCCCUCUCGUCACACCCCUGCCCUGAACCCUCAGAAAAUGAAAAUGAGUUUGAACAAUUCUUCACUGGCUCAGGUGCUGGCUGUCAGCCCUUUGGGCUCAGCAUUGCGGGGUGGGUGCACCUAACAUUGAGGGGGAUCAUGCCCUUCACCCCUGAGAGGCAGCUUGAAAUACCUGGGGAAUCCUCUUCACUCCGCAUCUACCUUCAGGAAAAUGAGGGGCCUAAUGGGCCCCACCUAUUCUCUGCAGUGCUCUCAGGGCCCAGAACAGAUGAACUCACCCCCGGGAGCUAUCCACACACACAUUGUCCCAGGGCUAUUUACAUUUUCCAGUGACCCUGGAGGGGAUGAUGUUUAAUCUAAAGAAGUGGAUGCAGCUUCCACGUGUGCCAUGCUGGGGAGCGUCAGAGGUGCCCAGUCACCUAAAGUAAACUCGUCGCUGUUUUGGGACCUGCUCCUUGGACCAUAGCCUCCCUUGGUCUUGGGAGCACAGCCAGUCAGAGCUGGGACAGCAAAGCAUCACAUAUCUAGGAAGAAGAAAUUCUCUCUUCCUCCUCUUCAUUGUAGUUGCCAUGGUUGUCAUCUAUGGAACAGUUACUCCAGGCCAGACUGUGCACUAAGUAAGCACUUUAUCUAAGAGAGAUAAAACUGUAAUAUUUUAAGAUACUAACGAGGUGCCUUCGGCAUCACUGGAGAGCAGGAACAGUGGGUGUGUAUGCCCUGCACUCAGGCGAGGCACAUUCUAGAAGCAGGAAGUCAACUGAAUUGCUGAAUGGGUUUGUGUAAGUCUGAGGCAGCAACAGUAGUCUGGAGAGCAAGUCUUUGAUUUGUAAGAGUCAGCUUUGUUGAGAGAGAAAAAAAUUGUGGGUACCAGUGAGCCGGCCUCUGGAGGACAGGGUUUUAAU